Fusarium musae is the source of this 1575-nucleotide messenger RNA. RefSeq lists its product as uncharacterized. Bases 1 to 1575 code for a protein of 524 amino acids. Gene Ontology annotation, biological process: retrograde transport, endosome to Golgi. Gene Ontology annotation, cellular component: Golgi membrane; Ric1-Rgp1 guanyl-nucleotide exchange factor complex. The record is from RefSeq and is a predicted model, not a curated record. The transcript has 2 exons. NCBI's taxonomy places the organism in Eukaryota, Fungi, Ascomycota, Sordariomycetes, Hypocreales, Nectriaceae.
AUGCUCAGCCCUAGGAACGCUGUGGGCGAUUCCAGUGGACUGUCAAUGCGCCUUAAGGACGGCGUUCCGACGAUCAAUGAGCAGCCUGCACCCGCGGCCCGCAUUCUAGCAAGCAGCAGCGUUCUCGGAGGCACACCGCGGAGUAGCGGAGAGUUUUACUCUGUCAGCAAUAACUCAUCAGAAACUCUGGUAUCGGAAUACGUGACACAGCAGCCGACUAAUCGUGGACACGCACGCCCACUAAGGAGAAGCCUUGGUAUGCCGGCCCCGCAGUCGAGAGCGCCUGAAUCUUUGAUGAUGGGGUAUGCUCAAUUACACGGCUCUUUCUCGUUAGAUGGGUCCCUUGUCAGUCUCAGCCAAUUUGAUCAAGUCAAAAAGAAAGCUAUAGUUGGUCAAGGCGGUGGUGUCGUUGGUCUCGAGUCCAAGCGCGACAGUGGUCUUCUAGGGGGGUCCAUUUUAUUUGUUGAUCUGCAGCUUGCACCAGGAGAGAGUCGAGUUUUCGAGUACUCUUUUCGACUACCCAAAGGUCUUCCUCCAUCCCAUCGCGGAAAGGCCGUCAAAAUCACAUAUAGCUUGGUUAUUGGCACGCAGAGGGCUGGAGGAACAAAGGAGCAGCAAGUUAAGUCUGUUGAAGUUCCUUUCCGCGUACUGGGAAGUGUUAACAGCCACGGUGAGAUACUGGGACAUGAUCUGAUGAACCCCUACAUCUUAUUACGGGACCAGGCCCAAGUGAAAAGUCCCUCAAGCAGUGAUAAGGGAUCAAAAACCAACGGCAAUGGAGUCAAAGGGCAACAACCUGCCCUGAAUGACUUUUUGCUUUACGUGGAAGACCUGAUUCAUCGACCGCGAGAUGAGAGUGGCAGUAUCCUUCUUUCUCCGGCCGCUGGUAACUCUAGACGACCAUCGGCAUUCGAGGAAGCCAGCAACGCACACGAUGCUAUUCAUAUGGCAAUCAUGAGAAGCAACAUGACCUCUGGUGGGCAGCAGAGCCCGAACCGGUUCGAAAUUGCACGUAAUGGGCAAAGGGUUGGUGUAGUGAUGCUCACGAGGCCUGCCUACCGACUGGGGGAAGUUGUGACAAUGGCUAUCGACUUUACAGACGCUGACAUUCCGUGUUACGCCGUACACACUACAUUGGAAACAUCGGAGAAAGUAGACCCGUCGUUGGCAAUAAGAUCCGAGUCGAGCAUCCACCGAGUGACCCGGAAAGUUUAUUCGUCUUCAUCUGAAGCAACGAUGUACUCACGACGAGUCACCUUCAAGCCAACGAUUCCCAUCACUGCAACGCCUGAGUUUGUUACCAGUGGCGUUAGCUUGGAAUGGAAGAUUCGAAUCGAGUUUGUGGUGCCAUCCACGGGAAGCGAUUCUCCCAUUGAGCACGAAAGACGAGCACCACACCCAUUGUUGGAGGAAAUUUCACAAGAUGAAAAGGGGGGAACGGUCUUGGUGGCAGUGGAAAAUCUAAUAUGUGAGAGUUUUGAGAUUGCCGUACCUUUACGUGUUUAUGGCGCAGUCGGAACAGGACUAGAGCGGCUUGAGCGGGAUGAGGCUUCUGAAGAAGGCCUUGCUGUAUGA